AAGAUUCAAUUUAGUCACUCAUCGAACAACGAAAUGAACAAAGUUCUGUUACGGAUAUUUGCGGUUCUGUUUCUGCUGGGAUCGCUGGGAUUACUGGCGGUGGAGGCCCAGCCAGAUGGUCGAAUUGUGGGUGGUGCAGAUACCUCCAGUUACUAUACCAAAUAUGUGGUUCAGCUGCGCAGGCGCAGUUCCGCGAGCAGUGCCUAUGCCCAAACCUGUGGCGGUUGCAUCCUGGAUGAGGUGACCAUAGCCACUGCAGCCCAUUGUGUCUACAAUCGCGAGGCGGAGAACUUCCUGGUGGUGGCCGGAGACGAUAGCCGCGGAGGAAUGAAGGGCGUGGUGGUGCGAGUGGCGAAAUUGAUCCCACACGAGCUAUACAAUGCCUCGAUCACGGAUAACGACAUUGCCCUGGUGAGGGUGGAUCCCCCGCUGCCCUUGGCCAGUCACUCGAGCACAAUGCAAGCCAUUGGUAUCGCCACGGAGCAGCCGGCUGUGGGUGUCCAGGCCACCGUCAGUGGUUGGGGCUACACCAAGGAGGACGGGCUGUCCUCCAAUCAGCUGCAGCAGGUCAAGGUGCCAGUUGUGGACAAAGCUAAGUGCCAGGAGUCCUACUACUGGCGACCCAUCAGCGAGGGCAUGCUCUGCGCCGGCUUGCAGAAUGGUGGAAAGGAUGCCUGCCAGGGAGAUUCCGGAGGACCUCUGGUUGUCAACAACAAACUGGUUGGCAUCGUUUCCUGGGGCGAAGGAUGCGCGAGGCCCAACUAUCCCGGAGUCUAUGCCAAUGUGGUUCACUUUAGGGACUGGAUAGCCAAGCAGCAAGCAGCCAAUGUGUGAUUCACCGUAAAAAUAAUGUUGUUAUAUUAAAUAAAUAAAAGUGUAAAUAUAAUACUGUA
This is a messenger RNA of Drosophila elegans, 893 nucleotides long. RefSeq names its product trypsin eta. Gene Ontology annotation, biological process: proteolysis. The transcript has a single exon. The coding region runs from base 34 to 834 and encodes 266 amino acids. Lineage: Eukaryota; Metazoa; Arthropoda; Insecta; Diptera; Drosophilidae. The record is from RefSeq and is a predicted model, not a curated record. Gene Ontology annotation, molecular function: serine-type endopeptidase activity.